This is a messenger RNA of Gavialis gangeticus (Gharial), 1993 nucleotides long. RefSeq lists its product as uncharacterized. The coding region runs from base 17 to 1993 and encodes 658 amino acids. The transcript is spliced from 7 exons. Gene Ontology annotation, molecular function: protein kinase A regulatory subunit binding. Lineage: Eukaryota; Metazoa; Chordata; Crocodylia; Gavialidae. Gene Ontology annotation, cellular component: cytosol. The record is from RefSeq and is a predicted model, not a curated record.
AUGAAUUAACAAUUUCAUGGCAGUGUGUCCAGCCAGGUCCUCUGACCUAAAUGCUUGUGCUGAUGUGAAGACUUCCUAUAGUAAAAGCCUACUAUCAGUACCAGAAGUUUCUCACUUGAGAAAUGAGGACAUUGCUGCAAUGGCAGAGCUCCCCUUUCUUAAGGCUGACAUCAGAGAGAUAUUUGAAAUUCCAUUAAAAAGCCAUUUCAAACGCCAAAAGAGGAAGGAGUGCUUUCGGAGGAGGAACCAGCUCUGGAGAAGAAAGGUCUGGCAUCAUAGGCCAAUGCUCCUGAAGGAGCACAAACCACCAAGCAGCAAAUACCCCAAGACGCCUCAGAACCAACGCCAAGCUGAGACAGAUUCAAAGGCAGCUGUCUGCAUGCAGCCACAGCAACAACAGCAGGGGCAAGGAGGCAUGGCCCCGCAGGUGACUGUACAAGUGCAGGGACUGGAGUUCCCACAGGUGACUGUGAAUGUGCAGCCACAGAUGCAGCUGCUGAGCCAAAGAUGGGAAGUGCCACAAGUGACUGUGCAAUUGCAACAAUGGCAACAAGGCCAGGGUGCAGUGACUGUACAGGUGCAGCCACAGCGGCAGGGUCAAGGUAGGGUGGGUUUCCAGGUGACUGUCCAGGUACAGCCACAGAUAGGCCAUGACCAAGAAAGGCCACAGGUGAUACCAUCUCAGGCUGAGGGCCAAGGUGAGGGAAAGUCCCAGGCCACAGAGCAGGAGCAGCAAGAGAACCAAGAUGAGAGGGAGUCUAUUGUGACUGAGGUGAAGCAAGAGGAAGAUGACUCGGACAGAACAGAAGUAAUGACAUUUCAAGGGCCAGAGAAGAAGGCACAAGACCAGAGCCAGGAGGAAGAAGGGUCAAAGGCAGUGGUUCCCCAGAGGCUGGCCCAAGAAGUGGAAGGGGGAGAGACUAUAGGACCAAAGGUAAUGGACCAGGUGCAGGAACAGCAGCAGGAAGAGGACAAAGGGCAAGAUAAACCACCCAUAUCUAACAAACUGCCACGGGAGAUGCCAAAUUACUUUGUCUCUAUUCCAGUAACAAAUGACCAGAUUUUAGACAAAAUUGAAGAUGUACAGGAACUCAUAUUUACUAAAGAACCUGCCUUGUUGAGAGCUUUAAUUCCUGUUCAGACUAUGCAUCUUACCAUCAUUGUUGCUCAUCUGAGAACAGAGGAAGAAGUAAAAAAGGCUGUCUUGGCACUGAAACAGAGCAAAGCUAAAAUAGAAGCCAUCUUACAGGGUAAACUCCUUAACAUGACCUUUCAUGGAAUUGGGCAAUUCAACAACCAAGUGGUAUAUGUAAAAAUGUCAGAGGAUGAACAACAAAUGUUAAGUAAAAUUGCAGAAAUUGUGGAAGAGUGUUUUGGUGAAAUGAAUCUGAAUAUUUCUGGGAGCAAAGACUUCAAGCCACACCUUACUUUUCUGAAGCUUUCCAAAGCACCUGCACUAAGAAGGAAGGGCUUCAGAAAAAUAAAUUCGGAUCUAUAUAAGGAAUAUGAAGAUAGCUUUUUUGGCACAGAAGUCUUCAGUCAAAUUGAUCUUUGUGCUAUGCAUAAGAAGAAACAGGAAUCUGGUUAUUAUCACUGUGAAUGCUCAAUUAAUGUAGGCUCCAGCAAUAUGGAGGAGAAUAAAGAGCAAGAAGUGCAGACAGAAGAUUUGGGGGAGAGAUCCAUUGACAUUCUUCCUAGCAGUGCUGCAGAGGUCAAAACUGGAACAGUUACUGCAGGCUAUAAAUCUGCAGCAUGUGUAACAGAAGUUGAUGACAAACAAUCUGAAAAUCUUGCUGAAGCUCCAGUCACAAGUGAGGAGAAGAAAAUCAAUGAGCUAGAUGUACAGCCUGAAGCUAAAGAUGAGACGUUCCUUGCAGAGAGAGAAUUCAGCUCUAAGUCAAUGCCUGAUCACUUGCCAGUAGAUCCUGAUGCAUUACAAGGUAAGGAUGAGAGACAAGGAGAAACAAAACUUACAGAUGGUAAUUUGCAAUGA